UGGGCGACUCCGCAUGCCAACUUUGCCAUGGAGCCCUCGUUUGAAAAGGGGCCCCAUGGUUCUCACAUCAGCCAUUGCCCUUAGGGGUCCCCUCGCUGCAGAGUCGCUGGUCUGGCUGGCUCAGUCAUCUGUCUUCACAGGCCUCCUUCCCAGGCUUUUGCCUAGGGGCCCAUAGCGGUUGGGGCUCUUUUGAUCUCUCCGAACAAAGCCCACAAAGUGUUCAUGCACAUGUCCCCUUUCCCCAUAGUCAAGCUGGAUGGCCAUUAGGAAAAUCCCCAAGUGUAAAACACCAAAGAGCCUGUCCCCUCUCCCUGAGAGGCAGGAGCAUCCAGACCCCAGACACUCCUUCCAUUCUUUCCUAAGGAACAGCUCCUCACCACCCCGCUCAGCGACUGACAGUGUGACUUCUUGUUAUAGCAGCAAACCACACACAAAAGAGAGAACAAAUCAAAACCAAACCAGAUCUGAUUCUUGGUUCUGUAGGUUCUUCCCCUGCACCCCUCCCACACACAAACACCUUUUCCAGUUCCUUUCCUUUCCAGUGAAUACAGGAGUAGGGAUAAAAGAGAAGAGGCAGUAGGAGAGGGGCCACCAUUCUGUUGAAAAGGACACAGUUUCCCUCACUGGAUGGGUGUUGGAGCAAGGAAGAAAAUGGCACAGGGCGAGGGAGUAUAAGUUAAAUUGAUUAAUUCCACCAUUUUUGAGCACCAGCUAUGCAUCUGGCACCGUGUUGCCUGUGAAGUAACUGGGAUACAAAGAAGCAUAAGCGCUCCUCUGGCCUGGAGAAGCUGGCUGAGGCUGCCUGGAGACAGUGUGAGAGAACUGCGGGGUGCGGGGUGGGAGCCCUGUGCCUGCUAGCACAGUGGCCCACAAAGGAGACCCGGAGAGAGCUCACUGCCACUCCUCCUGAAGGUCCAUGCCAUCAGCAUGGCUGCUUUGCUGUGAGUGUGGGCCUGGCCCUGCGUGCUCUCUUCCUCCAGGGGACCUGUGGUGUAGGGGUGCUUGAAUGGUGGAAUCUGGGUGCCGUGUCCUAGGGUUUGGGUCCCUGAAGCCCAUAGUUCCUGUAACUGCAUAAACAUGGACAGAGAUAUGAAGGCGACCCCCGAGAUAUAAAGGGGUUCACGUUCACUGGCCAGCCCCCAAUGCCCACGGAACUGCUAAGGAGACUUAACUGAACACGCACAGCAGCACUUCUGGUUCUCGUCCUAAGCCUUUAUAGAUUAUGUAACGGUCUGUAGGCUGUGAGCAAUCCAUCUGUAGGAAAUGUGUUCCAGGUUCUAAGUCAAUGGAUGUGUGGAACACAACUCCUUUAUUAGCAAAUUAGACACUUGCAGUAGCGUUAGCUAGAUUUCAGGGAAGUCCCUUUCAAUACUUGAAGCACCAGCUUGAGCCACUCGCUGCUGGGCCAGACAUGCCAUGGGAGAAGGCUUCCCAGGUCUUUCGUGUGGAGCUGGGGGGGUGCCUGCCCCAAAGAUUCCAGCCUUACCUUUGAGCUGCCCCAUUCACCCCACUGGGCUGAGACCCCGGUAGAACCAGGAGGACUCAGGGUGUCAGAAGUCAGGAACAAGAGGGCAAGGGGCUUUAGGGCCCAUUCAGCCUCUGUGUGAUUCUGGCCCAGCCGGGUCCUUGGUGCUGGGACCACGUGUUUUCAGAAGGAGAUGGCAGUUGGGCCAAUGGACAACAGAACAUCAUAAUGGCAAAAACAGCUUCAGGACGGGACCCAGAAGCUGUAACUACCGGAGAAAAACCCCACAACAAAUUCCAUACUAUGGCCCUUAUCCCUGGACCAGGGCGGGGAAGGAAGCAGAGACUCACCUUAACUUGGUGAAAACAGGGCAACGUGAAGAACACUGUGUAGUCAGGCUGAAAAUUAAAUAGAUGUGAGUGUUUCUUUAAUUCAAAGGUUUAAUUGUUCUGACGGUUUCCAUAACUUAAUCUGAGCCAUCACUUCAGCUUUAAUUAUGAAUAAUGAAAUGGAUUAUUUGCAGUAACUAAUAUGACAGGGAAAACUGAGAGGUGAGAAAUUGGUAACUUGGCAACUGGGUAUUCAUCUUCUUUUCAGUCCAUGUUUAUUUAGUAUCUACUGCGUUUCAGCCUUUGCCACGGUCCUAUAGAUGUGCUAUUCGGGGGGAAAAAUAGUAUCAUAUAGGCCAUACUACGGGCCAAUUUCUUUCACUUCAUUAUCUCAUGUCCUGCUCUAAAUAAUACUCUAUGCAGGUAUUACUGCUCUGAUUUAUAGAAGCACAACUGAGACUCUGAAAGGUUAGGUCACAGCGCAAAACCUAUGCUUUUGCCACCUAACCUGUCUCACACCAAAACCUACAGACUGACACUCUGAAUCUUACUUCCUGCUUCAUGCAGGUAAAGUCAGCUUUUCGUAGGGUAAGGGUUGCUUUGUAUUUGAAGCAGGCAAGACAGUGAUUAAAAUGUACUUUUGGGAAAUUAGCCUGACAGUUGUCUGUGGAAUGCAUCCGAUGCUACUGAGAUGGACCUUAGCCAAAAUGGUGGCAGCAAGACUGGGAAAGGGGCUGUAGGAGGCACCCUGGAGGCUAGAAGGGGCCUGCUAAGGCUUUGGAUGUGGUGGGCAGGGAAGAAAGACAGCCUUGCUGCCCUGAGUUUGGGAAGCAGGGGACACAAAGUUCCAGCUUGGCCACUGACUAGUGGCUUAACCUGGGGCCAGUCACUCAACCUCUCUGAGCCUUGCUUUCUGUGUGCCCAGAAAGCGCUAUAACCAGCUAACUUAACAGUCUCAAUUCAGGGGCACAUAAACUGAAAUGGUUUUGUGUUUUCAACCCGCCUCUGUUGACUCUCCCUUAAUAUCUUGCUUCCCGGUCAUUUUCAGUUAUUCAUGGUCCACCACCGUUUUUAAGGCUUCUAUUUCAAACUUGUCCUAAAUCUCAUUUCCUGCCAUCUCCCUGCUACUGGCUGCUGCAGCAGGGGGAGCUGGGACUGACAGUUUGGAGCCUGGGCUAGUGGUGAGGUCUGGCUCCAAGAGGCUCCCUCCCUCUUUGCCCUGGGGAAGGUUGAGGAGGAGGGAGAGGAAACGUGGUAGUGUCCCCUUUUGCUGGCUUACAUGGCUGGCUCUCACCAUGACUGUGGCAGCUACUGGCUCAUACUGACUAACUGGCCAGCAGGGACCAAAUGCGGGUUUGCUUGUGGGGCACACGUGGUCUUCAGAGCUCCUGUAGGGACUCCUGCUGCUCAUGCUCCUGGUGGGAGGAUCUGGCUCAAUGCCCCCUACCCUCCUCCUGCCACUAGCCUCGAGCUUCUGGGCUUCCCUCCCCCAGCGGGCAGUUCUUGAGUGAAAGGAAGAGGAGAGAUGGUCCAAGUCUGACUUCCUUCCACUGUACCCACGGCUAUUGUUACUGCACCAUGUCAAGGGCGCAGGCUGCUCCAUGGCCAUCGCCCUCUUUGCUGCCAUUGCUCCUUCUCUGAGUGGAGGCUGGACUCCAGCCCAGCUGUGUUUCACACACCAGACCUGUAGCUGGCAUGGGCUGCAUGGGACAUGAAAGCACCAUAUAGGGCAGACCUGCCUCGGAGGGGUGGGCACAUCACUCCCUGCUGGGCAGAAGCCUCGCACGACUCCAAUAAUCUUCCUCCACAGACUGCUUUGAGGGCUAGAGUGGCAGUGGUGGUGAUGGGAGUCGAAGGGCCGUGUUUAUCGCCGCCUUGAAGAGGGGUCUAGUCCCAAUUCCGAAUCCAAUUCAUCAAUUUGGUCAGCAGAAAAAUUCCCACUUCCCCACCCUACCUCUGAGAAGGACAGAGUGCCUGGCUAUUGAGACCAUCGUGGGUGACUGCGCUCAUGUCUGGCUUUUACUGUCAUCUCAGUGUCUCUUCGUUUUCUUUGCUCUUUGACUUCCCUAUUUGGGGUUCUCUAUCCGCACAGUAGGUGUGGAAUUUUGAGAUGGACUCUGAGCUCACCAGGAUGGGUUGGUUGGCCCCUUGGGUACCAUGCAGUCACAGAAGCAGGUAAUCAAAGAACAAACAUUCCUGCGGUGUUUAGAGUCUCCCUUAGUUACCAUCAGGCCUCUGUUUGAUUUCUUGCAUAGCAACAAAACGGGGAGGGGAAGAUGAGCAGCAUCUGGAAUGCACUUUGAUAUAAGGUGGGAUUCCGCUCCUGGGUGAUUUGCUGGAAGUGUGCACAGAGGUGAACUAUCAAGUAUGCAGGAAGCAGUCUUCCUUCUGGUUCUCCUGGGGACCAUGUCAGCGGGAGAGGCACUACACCUAAUUCACUUACCUGCUACUAGUAACGUGGCAGAGAAUUCUUCACCUGGGACUUCAGUGCAUAAGUUUUCUGUGAAAUUAUCAGCAUCACUGUCACCUGUGAUGCCAGGGUUGCCCCUGAUAAUCAACACCAGUCCUCUCACUGAAGCCUUCAACGUGAACUCUCUGUCAGGCACCGAGUUUGAGGUUGUCACUACUGGGAAGGAACAACUAGAUUUUGAAACAGGACCAAACAUGUUUGAUUUGCAGAUUUAUGUUAAGGACGACGUGGGUGUCACUGACCUACAGAUCCUAACUGUCCAGGUAACAGAUGUGAAUGAGCCGCCUCAGUUUCCAGGCAACUUGGCAAAAGGUCUAGACCUCUACAUAGUGGAAGGAGCAAACCCUGGAUUCAGUUACCAGGUUGAGGCCUUCGAUCCAGAAGAUACAAGUCAAAAUAUACCCCUCAGUUAUUUCCUGAUUUCUCCCUCGAAGAGCUUCAGCAUGUCUGCUAAUGGGACCCUCUUCUCCACAACAGGAUUUGACUUUGAAGCAGGGCAUAACAGUUACCACCUCACUGUGGAAGUGAGGGAUAGCCAAGGGCUCAGAGCCUCCACAUCGCUGCGGGUGAACAUCGUGAACAUCAAUGACGAAAUCCCACGCUUUACCAGCCCAACGCGAAUGUAUGUGAUUCCGGAAGAGCUGGGUCCAGGAACCGUCGUGGCCAAUAUCACAGCUGAGGACCCUGAUAAUGAAGGUUUGACCAGUUUCCUCCUCUACAGCAUCACUACUGUUAACAGCUAUUUCAUGAUAAAUCAGUUGACUGGUACCAUCCAAGUGGCCCACAGGCUAGACCGAGAUGCAGGCGAAUUAAGACAAAAUCCCGCCAUUUCUCUGGAAGUUCUGGUGAAGGACAGACCCUUCGGGGGUCAGGAGAAUCGCAUGCAGAUAACCUUCCUGGUGAAGGACAUUAAUGACAACCCUGCUACCUGCACCAAGUUCACCUUCAGCAUUAUGGUGCCUGAACGAGCAGCCAAGGGGACGUUGCUUCUGGACCUGAACACGGUCUGCUUUGAUGAUGACAGCGAAGCACCAAACAACCAAUUCAACUUCACCGAGCCAUCUGGAGUGGGGAGCCGCCGCAGAUUCUUACAGGAUCCAGCUGGCUCUGGGAAAAUUGUGUUGAUUGGUGAUCUAGAUUAUGAAAAUCCAAGUAAUCUAGCAGCCGGCAAUAAAUACACUGUGACAACCCAGGUGCAGGAUGUUGCCCCUCCUUACUACAAAAAUAACAUCUACAUUUAUGUCCUAACAAGCCCAGAAAAUGAGUUUCCUCUUGUCUUUGAUCAGCCAUCCUAUGUCUUUGACGUGUCAGAAAUAAGCCCAGCCAGAGCCCGGAUUGGACGGGUGCAGGCCGCUGACAAAGACUUCCCCCAGAGCAGCACUGUGUACUCCAUCUCCACUGGGGGGGCCAGCCUCCAGUACCCAGACAUAUUUUGGAUUAACCCCAAAACAGGAGAACUCCAGCUGGUGACUAAAGUGGACUAUGAAACGACCCCCAUCUAUAUUCUCAGAAUCCAGGCCGCCAACCACGAGGACACAAGCUCAGUCACUGUUACUGUUAACGUCCUGGAAGAAAAUGAUGAAAAGCCGAUUUGUAUCCCAAACUCUUAUUUCCUGGCCAUCCCAGUGGAUCUGAAAGUUGGCACAAACAUUCAAAAUUUCAGGUUGAUGUGUACUGAUCGUGAUUCCAGCCCCAGGUCCUUUCGUUUCUCCAUUGGCCCAGGCAAUGUCAACAGACAUUUCACCUUUUCUCCCAACGCCGGGUCCAACAUCACACACCUGCUCCUUGCAACUCGCUUUGACUAUCCUGGUGGGCUUGACAAGAUCUGGGACUACAAGCUACUUGUCUAUAUAACUGAUGACAACUUGCUGUCUGGCAGGAAGAAAGCUGAGGCCCUGGUUGAAACAGGGACAGUGACACUGAGUAUUAGCAUCAUUCCUCCCCCAACCACGAUUGUCACCACGACCCCCAGGCCCAGGAUCACCUACCAGAUCCGGAGGGAAAACGUGUAUUCUCCAUCGGCGUGGUAUGUGCCUUUCGUCAUCACGCUGGGCUCCAUACUGCUUCUGGUUCUCCUGGUGGCUCUGAUCGUCCAGUUGGCCAAAGCCAUCCACAGGCACUGUCCCUGCAAGAUUGGGAAGCACAAGAAACCUCUGAUGAAGAAAGGAGAAAUGAAGAAAACAAAAAGAGAAGUUGUGGUGGACACAAUCCGGCUGAGCACGGUCUUUGACGGUGAAGCCACAGACCCAGUGACUGGUGCAAAAUACGAAUUCAACUCAAAAACUGGAGCCAGAAAGUGGAAAGGUUCCUUAAUGCAAAUGUCAAGUUGGAAAGAGUCCAGCCGGCAGGGAGCUGCUGCAAGCAGCGCUGUCUCCGCGGGAGGGACGGGGCCACCAAGGAGCACCGACGAGGAAGGAGAUGGGCCGAGUGGCCAAGCACAGGCUGCGGAUGCAGGCCCAGGUUCCAGAAACCACGAUGGCAAGCCGGGCACCCCGAAGAACAGAGACCCCGCCCUCAAGAGCAGAGCUUCCCCCAAACCUCCGCCAGGGAAGUAAGUCGUGUGUGGUUGCUGGUCCCACAGAAGAGCAAGAGAGGACCCUCGGCGCUCUGAGGGACGCUGCCUCCCCCUAAAUUCUCUGAGAGCCUAUGAGGUGCCACGGGAGAAAAAAUACGGCCUGAAGGGACUCGGAGACCCAGGGUCCCAAAGGGGAUGUUUAAAACAGCACAAAAGGGUUUGAUGGCCUAGUGGCCUUUUUCUGAGAUGGCCCAGGAGAAAGUGGUCCCAGGUCUCUGUGCCUCUAACCAGCUGGACUGCUAACUUUUGGACAUGGACUUAUUAUGUUUCGUCUUCCCAUUGAUUGCUAGGCAGCUCCAUUCAGUCCGCCCCUAGGAAGAGCACAGAAAUUUCUGAUAGUAAAGCUGAGGACUAGCCACACUUCUGACUUCACCUUAUUUUCCUGCCUUCCUUUUAGCAUUACCCAGAAUUCUUCAUUUAUAAAUGCAGUUCAACACCA
Messenger RNA from Myotis brandtii (Brandt's bat), 7278 nucleotides. It is a transcript of the gene CDHR3, whose product is annotated as cadherin-related family member 3. Gene Ontology annotation, cellular component: adherens junction; synaptic cleft; membrane. Gene Ontology annotation, molecular function: cadherin binding; calcium ion binding. The transcript has 19 exons. Gene Ontology annotation, biological process: cell-cell junction assembly; adherens junction organization; multicellular organism development. The coding region runs from base 4162 to 6819 and encodes 885 amino acids. The record is from RefSeq and is a predicted model, not a curated record. NCBI's taxonomy places the organism in Eukaryota, Metazoa, Chordata, Mammalia, Chiroptera, Vespertilionidae.